AUGGCUAAUACUAAGACGAUUCAUGUUCCGCAUCUCGGUGGAAUCGAUGCAGCAUAUCAAAUGCCCAAAGCAUAUGAUCCUGCGAAACCAACCCUCAUCUUGAUAAAUGCAUUUACCACAACCUCGGAGCUUUACCGAAAACAAUUCGAUGACCACAAUUUAGCAUCCAACAUUAAUUUGAUCGCUAUUGAGUUGCUCGGUCAUGGCCAGACGCGAACUGGAUCCGAACAGUGGAACUACUGGGACACGGCAGAAAUGAAUCUCCAGGUGAUGGAAGCCUUAGGAAUUGAGCGUGCCUUCGCAUUGGGAACUAGCCAGGGUGGUUGGGUUACUGUGCAAAUGGCACUUUUACGGCCAGACAAGAUUAUCGGAAUCAUUCCCUUGGGAGCUUCCAUGGAUUCCGAGUCGGAGCGAUCUCGUAAACUUCAAUGUUGGGAUGGUCCGACGAUUGUAUCUGGAUUUGCGAAGCAGUGGACUACUUCUACUCCUACACCUGAAUUCGAAACAGACAAUGUGUAUUGUGAUGCAUUGAUCAACGUCGGGUUCAAUGAAUGCGAUGCUGAUGUUCGUCAAUACUGGGUCGACUCUAUCAAGUCAAGCUAUCGCGGUAAUGAUGGUCGACGCCGUAUUCGAAUGGCUGCGAUCAACCUUGCGGAACGGGGAGGAUUGCACCUCCGGCUGUCAGAUAUCAAUUGUCCAGUUUUGUGGCUCCAUGGAACCAAAGAUGCUGUAUACUCUUUGGCAAAUGCGACGGAGGAGAUCGAACUCUUUUCGCAGUCCUCGGAUGCUAGUUUAGUUGCGAUUGAGGGAGGCGCCCAUUUUUUGAACUGCACGCAUCCCGUGGAAGUGAAUAAGGCAGUUGGCGAGUUCGUUAGUCGUCUCAGUAUGUAA
Messenger RNA from Penicillium angulare, 891 nucleotides. RefSeq names its product alpha/beta fold hydrolase. Gene Ontology annotation, molecular function: catalytic activity. The transcript is spliced from 3 exons. NCBI's taxonomy places the organism in Eukaryota, Fungi, Ascomycota, Eurotiomycetes, Eurotiales, Aspergillaceae. Bases 1 to 891 code for a protein of 296 amino acids. The record is from RefSeq and is a predicted model, not a curated record.